CGCAUCCGAAUAGUCACACUGGUCGUCGUCGUCGUCGUCCGCCUCUCCAAACACACACAUUCAUAUACUUUUACUUUCAUUUAUCUCUUUCACUCUGCACACACACACACACAAACCGUGGAAUAACGCUGAAGACCGGACAACACCACACACACUACAUCUGCUGAUACGACGCCGGCGUCAUCGUGUGGGCCAGCAAAGUGUGUUUUUUUUUUUUUUUUAAUAUACCUAAUUAAAAAAAACAAAAAAAAUUCCAAUACAGUCAGCGUGGUGAUUUUUUUGCAAAUCGAUUUUCUUGGAGUACUUUUUUUUUGUCUUUUUCUUCGGCCAGUGUAGUCAGUGCGAAACAUCCGCGUGGGACACUUUGAAUAGCCGUGCGGAGAAGUCUAUUUCGACAAUUCAAAAUUGGACUAUCGGUGGCGGCGGCGUCACGAGUUUUUGAAUAAACGCAUGUAGAAAAAGCGUUGUUCAGGUCGGUGAAAUCGCCAAAUCCGCCAAAGGUAUUUCGUUGGAAUCCGAACGCCGUCGACGAUGAGGCCUCUCCGGAAGGCCGUGCUGGUCACGGUUGCCACCGUAGUCGUAGCCGUGUUACUGGAGACUUGCAUUUGUUCGGCAGCAGUGGCUGUGGAUCACAGACAUUCGGCAAAGACCAGAGCCAUAUCCGAAGACGCUGGCGACCGCAGUUUGGAUUCGACGGUGCACAGCGAACCCGGCGCUCACCGGAGGACCAAGAGAACGCUUUUGAAACUGAAACCAAUUGUCAAGGCAAUGCUGUUGCCGGCCAAGCUGGUGUUGGGACCCGUCAAAAAGCUGGUCGGUGCAAAAGCGCUGAAAGCCAAAGUCGUCGGUGCCGGAGUAGGACUGAAAGUGGCCAAGGUCGCGGUGAAAGCCGCCACCAGCUUGGGCAUCAAGGCGCUCCUGUUGAACUUCUUGUUCCAGAAAAUCAAUCAGAUAAUUGAUUUCAAAACAAGACUACUCAGUAAUCUAGACCAGAAGAACAGGCAACAGAACGCGCAGUUCUUGUUGCGAAGCCAAGGCGACGGAGGUGCUACGAAUGUGUCUCAGGCGCCAUCUGUCAACGGCGACUUGCAAGUGCAAGCACAAGGCGACAACGGCGAAGACGAAGACGACGAACCGGUUUCUUUCAAUCCCAACAAGGUGAGCUUGCAGGUGCCCGACCGGUUGUUCGGUCCGAGUUUCACAGCCGUCAACGGUAUAUCACAGACCAUAGGCACCGUCAUCCAGAACACCGCGAGCAGACUGGCGAGGUUCAUCGAAGCGCUUAAGCCAUUGCUGUGGAAGACUUCCAGACUGACUUCUAGCUCGUCUGGGGCCAAGUCGGGUGACUCCGACUCUGCAGCAUCUUCGGACGCGGUGGUCGCCGAUUCGUCGGACUUGGACUUUGUGGAGAUGGACGCGCUGCCGGUAUCCAAAGCAUCAUCUAAAGUGGUCACCGCCAAAGCUUCGUCUGCCACAUCGUCGUAGCCGCACAAAAACCGUAACGAGAGAAGACCAAAACAACCAAAAUGAGAGACUUCACACAGAGAGAGAGGCGGAAAAUCACAAAAAUAGUUUUGCACUGAUUGUAAUUUGAUAAAGUCAAAAAAAAAAAUGUUAAAGCCCGUCGCUCGUGUAUAAUAAUUAAAUAUAUAUAUGUUAAGAUAUAUUAUGAUACCUACUAAAAAAAAAAAACACCUGUAAUAUUAUUUUUCGAUAGCUUAAUUAUGUACCUGUUAUAUAUAUAUAUAUUGUAUAUUUUUCGCAGUGGUACCAACUGUUUAUGUUAUAGCGUUUAAGUUUUAG
Adelges cooleyi (spruce gall adelgid) is the source of this 1803-nucleotide messenger RNA. RefSeq lists its product as uncharacterized. The transcript is spliced from 5 exons. Lineage: Eukaryota; Metazoa; Arthropoda; Insecta; Hemiptera; Adelgidae. The coding region runs from base 532 to 1485 and encodes 317 amino acids. The record is from RefSeq and is a predicted model, not a curated record.